Lycium ferocissimum is the source of this 2334-nucleotide messenger RNA. Its product is annotated as inorganic phosphate transporter 1-4-like. Lineage: Eukaryota; Viridiplantae; Streptophyta; Magnoliopsida; Solanales; Solanaceae. Gene Ontology annotation, molecular function: phosphate transmembrane transporter activity. Bases 510 to 2132 code for a protein of 540 amino acids. Gene Ontology annotation, cellular component: membrane. The record is from RefSeq and is a predicted model, not a curated record. Gene Ontology annotation, biological process: phosphate ion transport; transmembrane transport. The transcript has 5 exons.
AAUGAAAAGUGGACCCAUAGUUCAUAUAGUGGAGAAAUACAUGGUUAUCUUUGGAUAACUUUAUCAUUUUCAAAGGAUACAAGUUUGCAUAAACGAUGGUGAUGAAAUUUUGCUGAAUUUUUGAAGGGGGAGCAGCAACGUUUUUCCCCUCUAUCUCUUCGGAAAAUUCUAUUUCCUUCAACAAAAUUAAAGCUAGAUAACGUAAAUCUAGUGUCAGGAAUCCCGUGGUGUUAGUGGAGCAAGUUCCAUUGAAUUGUGAUUGUGUUGGAUGUUUUUUUAAGUUGAAGUAACGUAAUAUAAAGUUUAUCCUUGCCAGGUUAAGGUUGGACUGAUCGGAAAAACUUGGAGGUUGGAUUGACAAGGGAGCUAAUAAGAUGUUUGACAAUUGAGGCUCAAAUCAUGCCAAGGUAUUACUGAACAUACCACCCAAACAUCUUCAAGAAAAAAAAUUAUUGAAGCCAUGAUAGAUCAUUGUAGAAGAGGAGAGCCAAGAAAAACAAGAAGUAGAAAUGGCAGGCGAGAUGAAGGUUUUGAAUGCGCUUGAUUUGGCCAAAACACAAUGGUAUCACUUCACAGCAAUCAUAAUAGCUGGCAUGGGAUUUUUCACCGAUGCCUACGAUCUGUUCUGCAUCUCUCUAGUCACUAAGUUGCUUGGCCGCAUUUACUACCAUGUGGAUGGCUCUCCAAAGCCUGGUUCACUACCUCCCAAUGUCUCCGCCGCUGUCAACGGUGUCGCCUUCUGUGGUACCCUUGCAGGACAACUCUUCUUUGGCUGGCUUGGUGACAAAAUGGGCAGGAAGAAAGCCUAUGGCAUGACCCUUAUCCUCAUGUGUUUUUGUUCUAUUGCUUCUGGCCUUUCUUUCGGUGGGGAGACUAAGACUGUAUUGGCCACCCUCUGUUUCUUUCGCUUCUGGCUUGGUUUUGGAAUUGGUGGUGAUUACCCGCUUUCUGCUACUAUCAUGUCUGAAUAUGCCAACAAAAAGACUAGGGGUGCCUUCGUUGCUGCUGUUUUCGCCAUGCAAGGAUUUGGGAUUCUAGCAAGUGGUAUGUUUGCCAUCAUUAUCUCUGCUGCAUUUCAGGCUAGUUUCAAGGCGCCAGCAUAUGAAGUGGAUGCGCUUGGUUCAACGGUUCCUCAAGCAGAUUACGUGUGGAGGACCAUAUUGAUGGUUGGCGCACUUCCUGCUCUUCUCACUUACUACUGGAGGAUGAAGAUGCCUGAAACUGCUCGUUACACUGCUCUCAUUGCCAAGAAUGUUCAGAAAGCUACUGCAGAUAUGGAAAAGGUUAUGCAGCUUGGCAUUGGGACAGAGCGGACAGAGCCUGCAGUUUCUGGUAAUACUGCUGUAACAUCCAGCAAUGAAUUUGGUUUGUUCACGAAACAAUUUCUUAGUCGACAUGGACUUCACUUGCUUGGGACAACCAGCACAUGGUUUCUGCUUGACAUUGCAUACUACAGCCAAAAUUUGUUCCAAAAAGACAUCUUCAGUGCCAUUGGUUGGAUUCCUGCUGCCAAGACUAUGAAUGCAAUUGAAGAGGUUUACAAGAUUGCAAGGGCACAAACUCUUAUCGCUCUCUGCAGUACCGUGCCUGGCUACUGGUUCACAGUGUUCCUCAUUGACAGAAUUGGCAGGUUUACCAUUCAGUUGCUUGGUUUCUCAAUGAUGACAGCGUUCAUGUUUGCUUUGGCCAUUCCUUACAACCACUGGACUCACCCUGGAAACCAUAUUGGAUUCGUGGUCUUGUAUUCACUGACCUUCUUCUUUGCCAACUUUGGACCCAACGCCACUACAUUUAUCGUGCCAGCUGAGAUUUUCCCUGCUAGAUUGCGCUCGACUUGCCAUGGAAUAUCAGCUGCAGCUGGGAAAUUAGGGGCGAUGGUGGGAGCAUUCGGGUUCCUGUAUUUGGCUCAGCCACGAGACAAGACCAAGGCUGAUGCAGGGUAUCCUGCUGGAAUUGGAGUGAGGAAUUCACUCAUUGUUCUUGGGGUAGUCAACCUUCUGGGAACAUUUUUCACUUUCUUGGUUCCAGAAUCCAACGGGAAGUCACUGGAAGAGAUGUCAAGGGAAAAUGAGGACGAGGCGGGAACAGAAGUGGAGAAUCAUCCAUCUAAUAACAGGACUGCUCCUGUGUAAAAAUAGCUACUCUAGUUCAUUUCUUUUCUUUUCUUCUUUCCCUUUUAUGUUCUAUAAAGGUUCCUAGAAGGAUGGGUAAGUAAAAUAUUGUUACAAUGUAUUUAGUGUCCUAUAUAGACCUGGUAAUGUAUUUUUAUGGGUUUGUUAUCUAGUCAUAGAUGUUCCAAAUAUUAGUGUAGGAACAGCACAGAAUUCUCCAACA